Osmia lignaria (orchard mason bee) is the source of this 2593-nucleotide messenger RNA. It is a transcript of the gene Mys45A, whose product is annotated as SDA1 domain containing protein Mys45A. Gene Ontology annotation, biological process: ribosomal large subunit export from nucleus; ribosomal large subunit biogenesis. Gene Ontology annotation, cellular component: nucleolus. Lineage: Eukaryota; Metazoa; Arthropoda; Insecta; Hymenoptera; Megachilidae. The record is from RefSeq and is a predicted model, not a curated record.
AUGAUGUCUCCCUCUGUAUACAUAUUACAUAAAUACACUCGUUUCUGAUCCUGAAAAUCUGGCGCGAGAAGACAGAAUAUUUAGUAACAAGCAGAAAUAAGUAGAAAAGUGAGAUAAAAUGAUAUUUUAAUGGUUAUUUGAAGAUUCAUAAUUUGAGAUUCUUAAUGUAUUAAUUUAAGUCAGAAAAUGGUGAGACACAAUAACCAGUUACCAGAUAAUCUUCCACAAUUACAAAAUCUUAUUAAACGCGAUCCAGAAUCUUACAAGGAAGAAUUUCUACAACAGCACCAACAUUAUAAGUCCAUUUUGGAAGUAUUUCGUCUAACACCCAACAAAUUCAAUAAAAGUCUUGAUGAAAUAGUUAUCUUUCUAGCACAGGUGGCGCAUUGUUACCCAGAUACAUUACAAUCAUUCCCUCAAGAAAUCAUUGAUGUUCUGCAGACGUAUAAUACAGUACUUGAUAAUGACAUGCGAUUAACGUUUUGUAAAGCUCUAAUUCAACUACGUAACAAGUCUCUUUUGGAACCCACUGUACUUCUCAGUUUAUUCUUUCAAUUGCUGAGAUGUCAGGAUAAAAAUCUGAGGCAAUUCUUGCAGACCCACAUCAUUACUGAUAUUAAAAAUGUCAAUGCUAAACAGAAGAAUGCAAAAGUUAAUACAGUUUUACAGAAUUUUAUGUUUUCAAUGUUGAAAGACUCCAAUGUCAGAGCUGCAAAAAUGUCUGCGGAUAUUAUGAUAGAAUUGUACAAUAAAAAUAUUUGGAAUGAUGCAAAAACUGUGAAUGUCUUGGCAACAGGAUGUUUUGCCAAAGCAACUAAAGUUAUGGUCAGUUGUUUAAAGUUUUUUGUGGGAACCGGUGUGGAAGAUCGACAAUCUGAUGAUAGCGACAGUGACAGUGAGCCAAAUAUUAAGGAAAUUAUAAUGGCUAAUAGGGUAAAUAAAAAAACAAAAAAGCGUGAGAAACAUUUAGCUAAAGCAAAACAGGUAUUAGCGAAAUCUAAGAAGAAAGCGACGAAAGCCCCGAGUUUUAAUUUCUCGGCGUUACAUUUAAUUCAUGAUCCUCAAGGUUUUGCGGAGAAACUGUUCAAACAAUUAGAAAAAAAUAAUGAUAGAUUUGAAAUUAAACUAAUUACAUUGGAUGUAAUUUCUAGGCUCAUUGGUUUGCACAGUUUGUUUCUAUUGAAUUUUUAUCCGUAUCUUCAAAGAUUUAUGCAGCCACAUCAAAGAGAAGUGACAAAACUCUUACAAUUCAUCGCUCAAUCUUCUCACGAACUCGUACCACCUGAUGUAUUGGAACCUAUUUUGAAAACGUUGGCAAAUAACUUUGUUACAGAACGAAAUUCUGCCGACGUUAUGGCUAUUGGCCUAAACGCUAUCCGAGAAAUAUGCACACGAUGUCCUUUAGUAAUGAAUGCAGAUUUAUUGCAAGAUUUAGUACGAUAUAAACAUUAUAAAGAACGUAGUGUAAUGAUGGCUGCACGGUCUUUAAUCGCUUUAUUCAGAAAUACUAUACCAGAAAUGUUGCACAAAAAGGACAGAGGACGACCUACGGAGGCAACUGUUACUUUAGAAACUCAAAGAUAUGGUCAAAUAUCUGCUUUUGAAUUCAUACCAGGAGCGGAUGUUCUACUUGAUAACAAUUCAGAAGAUAUUUCCAAGAUUAACACUGACAGUGACGAUAGCGACGGUGAAUGGGUUGAUGUAAACCAUACUAGUGAUGAAGAUAAUGAUGAUGAUGAUGAUGGUCAUGAGCAAGAGUAUGAUGAUCAUGAUGACGACGAGGAGAAGGAGGAGGAGGAAACAGACGAUGACGAUGAGGAAGACGAAGAGGAAGAGAUAAAAUCACUUACAAAAAUGAAUGUCCAAAACAAUAAUAAAAAUAUUACAGAAAUAGAUAAAAAUGAACAGGUAAAGACGUUAAGACAAGAAGAUGACAUUAAAAACGAGAUUAUUAAAUCAGAUGUGAAUAAUACCGAUAUAGAAGAAACUCAAGAUGUAAAAAAUAGAAAUAAAAAGCAGCAACGUAGUAAGCUAACAAAGCUUGAAAGAAAAAAGUUAAAAUUAAAAAAACAAGAAAAUACCAUAUCAAAAAAGAAAGAAGAAAUGAUGGCAGAGAAAAAGGAAAAGGCAUCUGUAAUAUCGGUUCAACGAUUAUUAACCGAUGAAGAUUUUGUAAAAAUAGAUAACGCGCUAGCGAAACAACAAGUUACGUAUACCAAACGAAGUCUGAAGAGGCCUUAUCCUAAUGAUAACGAACGAGGAGAAUUUGUUAAAUUAACUGACAUAGAAAAUAUUUAUAAAAAACGAAAACAUGACAAACAAGCUCGCAUUGAAUCAGUGAAGAAAGGGCAAGAUGGUAGGGAAAAAUUCGGUUACAAAGACGGACGACAAAAUCAACUUUGCAGUAAGACGAAUCGUGAGAAAAAGAAAAUGAAAUCCUUUCAAAUGUUGAAGCACAAAAUAAAAGGAAAAGUGAAACGUUCUUUUAAGGAGAAACAAAUUGCUCUAAGAAAUCAUUUAAUAAAGCAGAAAAGAAUGAAGUAGUUACAAAUAUACACGUGUGUAAAUGUAUUUUUAAUGUUUAUACAUAAAA